Messenger RNA from Mycosarcoma maydis (corn smut), 1179 nucleotides. RefSeq lists its product as uncharacterized. Lineage: Eukaryota; Fungi; Basidiomycota; Ustilaginomycetes; Ustilaginales. Gene Ontology annotation, cellular component: membrane. The transcript has a single exon. Gene Ontology annotation, molecular function: serine-type endopeptidase activity. The record is from RefSeq and is a predicted model, not a curated record. The coding region runs from base 1 to 1179 and encodes 392 amino acids.
AUGGGUCCAAUGUUGACUGCAAGACCGACAUUGAUAGCGCUGCAGUCGAGCAUGUCGGCUGAUGCUGGUGGUAUGUGCUUGGCAUCGUCAUGGCAUGUUUCUUCUGCCGAAUGUCGGAACGUGACAAGGUCAGCUUCAACACUCGUAACAGCCAUGGUCAAGACAACAGAGCCAGCUCGAUUAGAGGCGUGUUCAUCGUUUCUGCGCACAUUCAGUACAUCCUCGCUUGCCCCGAUAAUGUCAGCUUUGAGCGCACCGUCGAGCAUGACGAGCCUGCUGCUUUCGAAAAUGCCCCGGUUGCGGUCGCAGGAUAUUCCUGGUCGAAUGACGAGUCGCGAACGUCGGCGAGCAUCGGCUCUGUUGGAUCGAUCCAAACGCCCACCCUCGGCGUCUGGUAGCACGGCCAACGCGUCCGCGCACAGCCGCGGAGGAGGCGGUGGUGGAGGACCACCACAACUGUGGCGGCGUCAACCACGUUCGUCGACUGCAAUGUCAUCGCUCGGCUCGCUCAUCGCGCUGUCGGACCAGAGGCUGUUCUCGCAUCUGCCUGCCAACUUUGUGCUGUACACCAUCAUUGCGCUCAACGUGCUCGUCUUCGUAGGUUGGAUGUACGCCUCGGAAUCGCUGCGCAGAUUCUCGGAUCCACGAGCGUACAUCUUUCUCAGUAAAAACUUCCUCUCUGGCCUCACCAACGUAUCAGACGGUCGAUGGUGGACCAUGCUCACUUCGUGCGUUUCGCACGAGGAGCUGAAUCAUUUUUUGCUCAACAUGGUUUCACUCGCAUUUAUGGCACCUCCCGUGCUCGCUCUUACCGGUCCAACGACUUUCGUCCUGCUCUAUUUUGGCGCUGGCAUGGUGAGCAGCAUCGUCAGCAUGAUCGGUAAGGCGCUCGUACCACCAGCAACACAGCAAAAGCGCGGAUCAUUUAGCCACGGCGCAAGUGGAUCAGUAUAUGCGAUCAUGUCGACGUUUGCGUGCGUACAUCCAACGGCGACGUUCUUGAUCUUUUUCGUGAUCCCAGCACCGGCUUGGGCUUGCGUCAGCGGCAUCUUCGCUUGGGACCUUUGGCACGCUGCUAAGACGCCGAAAGGCAGGACGGACAGUGCAGGUCACGUCGGUGGAAUCUUGGCUGGCAUCCUGUUUUGGAGAUUCGGAUUGAGAGGUGUUCGUCUACGAUAG